Molecule: messenger RNA, 1495 nt
Organism: Pungitius pungitius (ninespine stickleback)
Lineage: Eukaryota; Metazoa; Chordata; Actinopteri; Perciformes; Gasterosteidae
Gene: twist1b
Product: twist family bHLH transcription factor 1b
Exons: 2
Coding region: 178-684 (168 amino acids)
Biological process (GO): developmental process; regulation of transcription by RNA polymerase II
Molecular function (GO): RNA polymerase II transcription regulatory region sequence-specific DNA binding; DNA-binding transcription factor activity, RNA polymerase II-specific; protein dimerization activity
Source: RefSeq, a predicted model, not a curated record
UAUAAGAACUGCCAAAGUUUCUCAAGUAUCCGAGAAGACUCGUCCUCCCAGGAACCCAUCUAUGGAUACUUUGGUGUCGUCAGAGCCAGACAGACGUACAGGUGGACCGGUGCCGUGACUCCAUGAGAGGGAAAUCCGCUUCGGGACACCUUCUAGCCGCCAUCUGCCCAAGUGGAGAUGUCUGAGGAAAACCUGGGGGAAGAGUCGAGCAGCUCCCCUGUCUCUCCCGCGGACAGCCUGAGCAACAGCGAGGGGGAGUUGGACCGACAGCCGAAGAGGUGUGGGAGAAAGAAGAGACCGAGCAGGAAAAACGGGGAGGACUCAGAUAGCCCGACCCCUGGGAAAAGAGGGAAGAAGUCCAGCAGCAGCAGCCCCCAGUCGUUCGAGGAUCUCCAGUCGCAGCGGGUCAUGGCCAACGUGCGCGAGCGCCAGAGGACGCAGUCUCUCAACGAGGCGUUCACGUCUUUGCGGAAGAUUAUCCCCACUUUGCCCUCGGACAAACUCAGCAAGAUACAGACUCUAAAGCUUGCAGCCAGAUACAUCGACUUCCUGUACCAGGUGCUGCAGAGCGACGAGCUGGACUCCAAGAUGUCUAGUUGCAGCUAUGUGGCGCACGAGAGGCUGAGCUACGCCUUCUCCGUGUGGAGGAUGGAGGGCGCUUGGUCCAUGUCAACAUCUCACUAACAUCUGGAGAAAUGACGCCGUAAAUGGUGACUGCUGAAUCUACUUAUCACAUUCUGACGGGACAUUCUGGAGUCCAAUGCUGGAUACAUGGGAUCCCUCUAUUUAAUAAACCAAAGAGCGGCAGAAGUCCCGGGGGAUCGGUUUUUGCAGAGGCGCAAAAUGGGACUUGCGUUAUACUAUCCCGUUCUGAAGCGUUUUCAUGUUGUUGACGACGAACGAUGAACAUUUCAUGUGGUUAUUCUGAAGAAAGGGGCAUUUUAAAAUGCGUGUCUUGAGAGUUAUUUCCGUGGAGGUCAAAGUGCAUCAUCAAAGCAGUUGUUGUACCUUUUCACAUUAUAGACUGACUGUGUGGAUCUAACCCGUGAGACAAAACCAUUUUCGGAAUACAUUUAUUUAUUUAUUGGUGAAACGUGAUACAUUGAGGAAUAGAUCUUGUGUCUGAAAUACAACAUGCAUUCCUAUUUUUUACUAUUGUGUUUUUGUAAAUGUUUGUAUAUGUUUUGCAUUAAAUAAAAUGACGAUUUAAGUGUUUUCCUCUGACUCUUUGUGCAAAGCUGUAGUUUAAUUGUUCAAGAGGCUGCUGGUGGGCGACGUUAGAGAUUCAAUGAAGCAUCUUGCUUGCAUGCAUGCAUGCAUACUGUGGCCUGCAGUUCACAUCGGGUUUAAUGACAAAAGCUUCCACUAUAUCGCCAGUCACUUGGGGAAACAGAUGGAGUUAUUUUUGGCUCGAGUGAAGGCGCAGCGGAUUUUGAAAUAUAUUGUUACACAGCUGAAGGGAACGUAAGACAAACUUUUUUAAAGAGUAUUUAAU